AUGGAAUCAAAAACAUCAACACCAAACGCAGAAAAUUUCUGUAAAUGGCAAAAUUGCAACAACAAAUUUCCAAAUGCAUCAAAUUUAGUAUCACAUAUGAAUUCACAUACUUCAAAUCUAGAUAAAAAUAUUUGUUCGUGGGAAAAUUGCAAUCGUGAAUUACCUUCAAAACAUGCAUUAAUUUCACAUAUAAGAACACAUACUGGUGAAAAACCAUAUUAUUGUCCAAUACCUGAAUGUGAAAAACAUUUCAGUAGAAGUGAUGCUUUAACUAAACAUGUAAAAGGUGUACAUGAGUUAACGAAAACUGAAAAUAAAGAACUUCUUGAAUUGAGAUAUGCAGAUUAUGAAUUAAGUUUACCAUGGUGGUAUAAUCAGGACAUUAUAGAAUUAUUAAAUGAUAAAGAAGGUAGACUUGAUUUUCCAUUUGAUUUUAAACAAUAUAAAUUGGCUAACGAAAGGUAUAAACGUUUUUUGAAUGUUAAUAAUGAAAAUGAAAUAGAUGAUAUAAUAAAGAAAGAUGAGAAUAAUAGUUUAAAUUGGAAGAAUAUAAUUAAGAAACAAUUACAAUUUGAAAAUAAGAAGGUUAAUGAUAUUAACUCAAAUGAGAUAUUGGAGAAAUUGACUAAUGAGUCAAGAAAAUUAAUAACGGAAUAUAAGAAAGAAGAUGAUAAAGAUGAAUUUGAUGGAAUGAAUAUUCAAGAUUUGGAAAAAAGUUAUAACGAUAUGAUGAAUAAAUUGAAUACUGGUUAUAAAAUUAAUAAAAUUUUAGCAAAAUCAUUAGACGAAAAGAUUAAAUUGAAGAGAAAGUAUUGGGUUUACAAUCAAUUGUUUAUUGAUGCAAAUUUGAAGGUAGGAUUACCUCCAAAACGAUCACUGGUACCUCAAAGAGUAAUGCAAGAUGAAAUUGAUGAAGAAUUAUUAAGAUAUUGA
Molecule: messenger RNA, 933 nt
Organism: Insectozyma verbasci
Lineage: Eukaryota; Fungi; Ascomycota; Pichiomycetes; Serinales; Debaryomycetaceae
Source: the annotation of a GenBank genome assembly